Cimex lectularius (bed bug) is the source of this 6505-nucleotide messenger RNA. Its product is annotated as ankyrin-3-like. Gene Ontology annotation, biological process: signal transduction. Gene Ontology annotation, molecular function: protein binding. NCBI's taxonomy places the organism in Eukaryota, Metazoa, Arthropoda, Insecta, Hemiptera, Cimicidae. The transcript has 34 exons. The record is from RefSeq and is a predicted model, not a curated record. Bases 338 to 5422 code for a protein of 1694 amino acids.
UUUAUGUUUACUGCUUGGCGUCGGAGCGUGCGUAAAAGAAACGAUCCGCACAUUGGCAGUAGUAGUUUAGGUUCGAGUCUGGCCUCUUGCACGGUGCUCAACGCGCCACAACAUUCAAACUCGUUUUUAUUUUAAGGUUCGACACGGUUUUAAAAAAAGUUAUAAAAAUACAAAAGAAAAAAGUUUAAAAUCCGGCCGUGUUUAUCGAUUUUUUACCUUACAGGCCAGUGAUUUUUCCCCCCUCGUAUACACCCCGGCCGGAUAAUCGGAACAGUUAUGUAAAUUAUCUCAGUUUAUUUAACAAAAAAAGAGAAAAAUCGAGUUUUAAAUAGCGAAAAUGCCAACGAUCGAAACAGUCGGGAGCGAGAAGGAUGCGGACAAAGCACCAGUUGUCAACGGGACCGAGACUCUUCCCAGGCCGAGUGGAAAGUCCGAUCCUGGGACGAGCUUUUUAAGAGCUGCGAGGGCAGGGCAGCUGGACAAAGUCCUUCAACUAGUGGAGCAGGGUGUAGACAUUAAUACAUGCAAUGCGAAUGAUCUGAAUGCGCUUCAUUUGGCUGCUAAAGACGGACAUGUAGAGAUAGUUCAGGAACUUUUGAACAGAGGAUGUGUCGUAGAUGCUGCAACCAAGAAGGGCAACACCGCUCUUCACAUAGCUGCCCUUGCCGGCCAGGAAGAAGUUGCAAGGCUGUUGGUUGACAAAGGAGCUAACAUAAAUGUACAAUCACUUAAUGGUUUCACUCCUUUGUACAUGGCUGCCCAGGAGAACCACGACGCUGUUGUUAAAUUCCUUCUCAACAAAGGAGCAAAUCAAGGCCUAGCGACUGAGGAUGGGUUUACCCCAUUGGCAGUCGCUAUGCAGCAAGGACACGACAAAGUUGUCACCGUUCUACUUGAGAAUGACACAAGAGGGAAAGUCAGACUGCCCGCUUUACACAUUGCGGCCAAAAAAGAUGACUGUAAAGCCGCAACGCUACUUUUACAGAAUGACCAUAAUCCUGAUGUGACGUCUAAAAGUGGAUUUACACCUUUGCACAUUGCUGCGCAUUACGGAAAUGAAAACAUCGCAACACUUCUCCACCAAAAAGGCGCUGACAUUAAUUUUGCUGCUAAACAUAACAUUACUCCACUUCAUGUUGCUUGUAAAUGGGGAAAGAUGGCAAUGGUUUCAUUACUUCUUGACAAAGGAGCCAAUAUUGAAGCUAAAACACGAGACGGCUUGACGCCGCUUCACUGCGCCGCUCGUUCAGGCCAUGAUCAAGUGGUCGAUCUUCUAAUAGAAAAUCGCGCACCGUUAGCAUCUAAAACGAAGAAUGGACUAUCGGCGCUGCACAUGGCCUCACAAGGGGAUCAUGUCGAUGCCGCGAGGAUAUUACUUUACCACGGCGCUCCUGUAGAUGACAUUACAGUCGAUUAUUUGACUGCGCUUCAUGUCGCGGCGCAUUGCGGUCAUGUCGCUGUGGCCAGGCUACUUUUGGACAGAAAAGCAGACCCGAAUGCCAGAGCUUUAAAUGGCUUUACUCCUCUUCAUAUCGCAUGCAAGAAAAAUAGAAUCAAGGUGGUGGAGUUACUUUUGAAAUACGGUGCUUCCAUUGAAUCAACAACUGAGUCUGGGUUAACACCACUUCAUGUAAGCUGUUUUAUGGGCUGCAUGACAAUCGCAUUGUGCCUUCUUCAGAAGGGUGCAUCGCCGGAUGCGGCCACUGUGCGAGGUGAGACACCGUUGCAUUUGGCCGCACGGGCCAAUCAGUGCGACAUCGUCAGAGUACUGCUGAGGCACAAUGCCACCGUCGAUGCCAAAGCGAGAGAGGAACAGACGCCUCUACACGUCGCAAGCAGGCUGGGCAAUGCCGACAUCGCCAUGCUUCUUUUACAACACGGCGCUUCGCCUCAUAGCAUGACUAGAGAUCUGUACACACCGUUACAUAUCGCUGCUAAAGAAGGACAAGAAGAGGUGGCUUCUGUCCUCCUGGAAAACGGCGCAUCGUUGUCAGCGACGACGAAGAAGGGCUUCACUCCGUUGCAUCUGGCCGCCAAAUAUGGAAAUAUGAAAGUCGCAAAACAAUUGUUGCAGCGUGAUGCUCCUGUAGAUGCUCAGGGAAAGAAUGGAGUUACUCCUCUCCAUGUUGCAAGCCAUUACGACAACCAGAACGUCGCACUUCUCCUCUUGGAGAAAGGCGCUUCGCCGCAUGCUACCGCUAAAAAUGGUCACACGCCUUUACAUAUUGCAGCUAAGAAAAAUCAGCUUGACAUUGCAACCACUCUACUUGAAUACGGUGCUAAGGCAAACGCAGAGUCAAAAGCCGGUUUUACACCCCUCCAUCUUGCUGCUCAAGAAGGAUACACGGACAUCGCUUCUUUACUUAUUGAGCAUAAAGCAGACGUUAAUCAUCAUUCAAAGAAUGGUCUAACUCCGAUGCAUCUAUGUGCUCAAGAAGACAAAGUGAAGGUUGCCGAAAUAUUGAGAAAGAACAAUGCUUCCAUCGAUUCGGUUACAAAGGCUGGUUAUACCCCUCUGCAUAUUGCAUGCCAUUUUGGUCAACCUGCGAUGGUACGUUGGCUUCUUGAGCAAGGGGCUAAUGUUGAAAGUGCUACCAAUCUCGGCUAUACUCCUCUGCACCAGGCAGCACAGCAGGGGCACUGUUUAGUCAUUACGCUCUUGCUUCGUGCCCGAGCCAAACCAGACGUCAUGACAAACCAAGGGCUGACAGCUCUGGCAAUAGCAAACAAGCUUGGCUACAUAACAGUAGUGGAGACUUUAAAAGUUGUGACAGAACCUACCGCUCCGACGACUACAACGACUCUCGAAGAGAAAUACAGGGUCGUCGCUCCAGAAUCAAUGCAGGAAACUUUUAUGUCCGAUUCGGAAGACGACGGAGGUGGGGAUGAUAUGAUUGCUGUUGCGAUGAAUGACUAUGGCAAACCAACACAUGCUCAGCAUGUCUACCUUCCCUACUACCAAGGUCAAAUGUUAUACACUCGUGAAGAUCCGUUGUUGAGCGACCAGCAGCAGUAUCGUUACAUGACAGUAGACGACAUGAAAUCUCUAGGCGACGAUUCGGUUAAAAUCGACGUUACGAAAGACGAGCACGAUUUCUCUCGCGACUCUUUACUCGGCCAUCACGGCGAUUUGGUGCACAAGAAGGAUCAGUACAAUCCUGCAAACAGCCAGCCGGACAAUGUGGACAUUGUUCAGAUCCCCGUUCAUGCCGGGUUACGUAGCCUGCAUCAGUCGUUACGAAGCCUUGGUCGUGGAAAGAAUGCUGGGAUGUGCAGAGACAGCAAAAGUCAAUGGACAAACUUUCUGGUGAGCUUCUUAGUAGAUGCAAGAGGAGGAGCUAUGAGAGGAUGCAGGAGGUCAGGUGUCAACGUAGUCGUACCUCCUCGGUGUGCUCCCGCACCGCUUCGUCUUACAUGUCGCUAUUUGAGAAACAGAAACAUUGCUCCUCCACUUUCCGAAGCGCAGUCUUUAGCAACACGAGUUUUGGAACUAUCGCCUGCAGGCACAAAAUUCCUAGGGCCUAUAAUUAUUGAAGUUCCACAUUUUGUAUCAUUGCGAGGGAAAGAAAGGGAGUUGGUCGUUAUGAGAAGUGAUAACGGUACGACAUGGAAAGAACAUUGUCUUGAAGAAAGCCAAAAUGCUGUACAACACAUUUUGAACUCAAGUUUUGAAGGAGGAGAUGAUUUUGAUGAAGCACAUACUCAUAGAAUAACAAGGAUUGUGACUACCGAGUUGCCUCAGUAUUUGGCGGUUGUGUCCCGACUGAGGCAAGAAGUCCACGUCAUCGGGCCCGAAGGCGGGGUCGUGUCGUCAACCGCCGUUCCGCAAGUCCAGGCGAUUUUCCCUCCGAACGCUCUCACCAAGAAAAUUCGCGUCGGCCUUCAAGCGCAGCCGAUCAGCAGUGAGCUCGUCACCCGGCUCUUGGGGAACCGAGUCGGAAUUUCUCCUAUCGUCACAGUCGAGCCUAGAAGGAGGAAAUUUCACAAGCCGAUCACGCUAACUCUACCCGUACCGACAGCGGCGAAUAAAGGGAUGAUUAAUCAGUACAACGGUGAAGCUCCGACCCUCCGCUUAUUAUGCAGCAUUACUGGAGGCAACGCGAAGGCUCAAUGGGAAGAUGUUACUGGAUCAACACCGCUUACAUUCGUCAAAGAUUGCGUAUCAUUUACGACCACAGUUUCAGCGAGGUUUUGGUUGAUGGACUGUAGAAAUGUAAGCAACGCCACAAACAUGGCCUCUCAGCUUUACAACGAAGCGAGCCACGUUCCUUUUAUGGCCAAGUUUGUCGUUUAUGCUAAACGAGUCGACCCGCUUGUUGCUAGGCUGAGGAUUUUCGUAAUGACAGAUGACAGGGAGGAAAAAACUCUCGAACACCAGGAAAACUUUACAGAAGUCGCAAAAAGUCGUGAUGUGGAGGUUCUCGAAGGGAAAAACAUUUAUCUCGAGUUUGCCGGGAACUUGAUCCCUGUGACAAAAUCUGGUGAGCAGUUGAGCGUGAAUUUCGCUGCUUUCAGAGAAAACCGGCUUCCGUUCACUGUCCGUUUGAGAGAUGUCGACGACAAACCAGUCGCCAGACUUCUAUUUAUGUCUCAACCCAAGCUCGCACGAGGAGAACCGUUGCAGUCCGCAGUUUGCACCUUAAACAUCGCCCUUCCAGAAAAUAUUGAAAAAGACGGAACACCGUACGGAAGUGAUCUCUAUCUUAGCGAUAGGUCGUAUUCUCUUCCGAGAAAUGCUACACCUGAAACGAUGGUAAGAGGCAACAUGGUCUUAUCAGACCUAUGCCAGGUUCUCGGACACGAUUGGGAACCUCUAGCCCUCAAAUUAGGAAUAAGCGAUCAAGAUAUCGACAUAAUAAAACAAGAAGUUCACACUUCGCCUGAAAGGACGAGUUUAGCCAUCAAACUGUGGAGGACCAACUUAGGACCGCAAGCAACAGGUAAUAAGCUGGAAAAAGCCCUGCGAGAUAUCGGACGUGAAGAUGUUAUUGAAAAAUGCGUACGGGACAUGGAAGUAGUUACGGACGAUAUUGAGAAGGCUGUAGCGAACGUGACGCUGGAUCAAUCUGGAUUUGACACAACUGGCAAGGACAGCUUGUUGCUCGAUAGCUUCCAUCAAAAUCAGGAAUCUGGAUAUUUGGAGGAGAUGAGCAAUUCGAGCACAUUAGGAAACAUCAAUUCAGAGCCUUUUGACAAAUACGCCGGAGAGGAGAAACAGAUAACGGCCAAUUUUAUCGCCAACGAGGUCCAAAUGGCUAGCAUGUUGGACAACGCAUCCAACGGAUGGGCUUCAAAACCGAAAGAAACUGAAGUCAUUAGAAGAGAGUGGAAGGAAGAAAACAUGUGGCAGUCCCCUUCUCUUGACGGUAUACACGACGGGUGCUGGCCUCCCCAUGAUAAUCUGCGAACGAAGACGACAUAAAACCUAACUAAGCAUAUUUUCAAGUUGUCAGCUUUUGCCGGCUGCAGAUAUUUCAAGCCCGGAUGUUCUAGAUUUUAGAUAAAGGUUUGAUUUCGUACCGAAGCAGGAAAAUUUAUAUAGUAAUGAUGUUAGAAUUCAUGUUUAAAUCUAAUCUAUCAUAAGCUAAAGAUCAGUUUCGACGCAACAGUUAUUACGAUUUUAUUUGGUACGUUUUGGGCUUGUUUGUUUGCAAUUCCUGAUAAGACAUGACCAAUUUGAUUGAGAUUAUUCUAAUGUAAAUAGAAUUGUUUUUUACUUUUUCUUUGUGUGUGUUAACUUUUAUUUUCACUGUUGUUAUGAAACUGGUUUAGGAAUAAAAUAUUUAGAUUUUCUUUUCAGUAAAAUUAAAUAUUUGUACAUAACAAUGAACAACUAAUAUUAUGAUAUAUCAAUCUUAGUAGAAGCUUUAACCAUGUUAUCCUUGUAUAUUUUUCAUGAAAGGUUUAACUUUAUAUUAUUAUUGAUAUAAAGUGUGAUAGUUAUUCUUUUGCAUUUGCCUAAUUCGAAGGGAUUUUUUGGAAAAAAAAUACUUAAAGACUUUAGUGCUACUGCUGUUUAAAAAGAGGCACGAAGCCCUUUUUCAUAAUAUUAAGUGUUUUUUAAAUUAACUUUCUUCAAAAGAUCAAUAUAUUUGUUUAAUAAAAAUUAUAUAUCCAACUAUGAAACAAUAAUAGGAUUAAUAUUGUUUACUAUAGUUCAGAUUCUAUUUAUUAAUGAAUGUUUGUUAUAUUUUUUGGAAAAGUUUUAACGUACAUUAUUAUUAAUCAAAUUCAUAUUUUGAACUAUUUUUGUAGAAAAGUCUGUGCAAGAAGCGGGUGAAAAGUUUGUGCAAGACGCGGGUGUGAUUGGCGCCAAUCUGAAAGUUUUCUCCAAACGCGCGGCGUUCAAAUUAGUCGGUCCAAAUCGGUUUUUUCGAAUUUCAAUGUCUUCCUUUCUAUUCGUAGGGCUUUUCGUUUUGGGAGUCGCUGCCUGUUUGGAAAAUUUUAAACAAAUUCGGAUUCGCCAAGGUUUGUUUUUUUUUUAAAUUUGUUUUUCAAGAAUUUA